Closterium sp. Naga37s-1 is the source of this 5784-nucleotide messenger RNA. The record is from the annotation of a GenBank genome assembly. Lineage: Eukaryota; Viridiplantae; Streptophyta; Zygnematophyceae; Desmidiales; Closteriaceae.
AUGUCGCGUUCUCUCCUCUCGCACGCUCUACCUCCCUGCCUACCGCGAUUCACGCCCAGCACGCCGCUCUGUCAGCACCAUAACGGUCAGAUUAACGGUCGCACGCUUCAACGACAGCCCUCGCUCGAUCCGUCACCGCGUCGCUCUCGCCGCUCCCCCCGCGGCAUCUCAGCGUCCCCCUUCCAGCCGUCGUUGCGCCCAUCCACUCUCUCCAAGUCGAGCCAAUCCAACGGUCACCGCCACAGUCUCCGUCCCCGCUGGUCCCUUCUCGCCAUUCCUUCGCGACUUCGCAGCGGGACUCGCGAACAUAACAGUCGCCGCGCGGUCGCAGCCGCGGCGCACGGCGACGGAGCAAAGGAGUCGGUCGGUGGUGAGCGCGUGACGACGCCUGAUGCGACGAGCGGCGAUACAAAGAGGAACAGCGAGGGAUGUAGUGGCGAGACCGCCAGGGGCAGUGACAGUAGCGAAAGUAGUAGCACUAGCACGGCGCCACCAGGCCAGGAUGCAGGUUCUUUGCAUCCAUCCCCGCUUCAAGCCUCCUCGCCACAAAAACCAACCCUCGAUCCUCCCCCGGAUCCCACAAACGACCCCGCCACUCCCUCCCCCCCUUCCGCCAUCUCCCCGCCCACUUCCUCCACCUCCCUUCCUCCGCCCAGCUUCCCCGCGUGGUACUUCUCCCCGCGCCACGUGGCAGCGCACUACGCAGUCAGCCUCGACACAGGCCUAUCCGAAUCCGACGUGGCGCGGCGGCGCGCAGCGCAUGGGUGGAACGAGCUAGACCGGCCGGCGGGCACACCAUUCUGGGACCUAGUGUUGGACCAGCUCAACGACACACUAGUUAGAAUCCUCGUCGCCGCCGCUGUGGUCUCGCUCGCGCUGGCCGUGGCGGAGCAGGGCGGGCUAGGGGGCGCGGGAGGCGGAGCAGAAGGCGGAGGCGGAGGGGGGGGCGGGGGGCUGGCGGGGUACACGGAGCCGGUGGUGAUCGUGGCGAUCGUGGUGCUGAACGCGCUCAUCGGCGUGUGGCAGCAGGUGCAGGCGGAGCAGUCGCUGCAGGCGCUCAAGGAGCUGCAACCGCAGACGGCGCGAGUCAGGCGGGCCGCGGUUCAUGCCGUGAACAUGGAGGGAGGCCAAGGCGGCCGGGAGGACGACAGUGACGGACCAGCAGCGCCAGCAGCAGCAGCAGCGCCAUUCAUAACGGUGCCGGCACGCGAGCUGGUGCCGGGGGAUGUGGUGGAGGUGCGCGCAGGGGACCGCGUGGCAGCAGACAUGCGCAUCGUUGCGGUGGUGAGCGGUUGUGUGCGGCUCAAUGAGUCCACGCUCACUGGAGAGAGCGAGCCCCAGGUGAAGCAGACGGAGCGGGUGGAGAGGAGGCGAGGAGGGGGAGAAGAGAGUGUGGAGGAAAGUCGGUGGGACAGCAGCAGCAGCAGCAGCGAUGACGAUCUGGCAGUUGCGAGGACAGUCCAGUCAAAGGCCAACACGCCGUUUGCUGCUGGUGGGGGCAGUGAGGAGGAGGGAGCAGCGCAGCAGGCAGAUUGGGACAUUAGCAGCAGCGACGGCAGCGACAACAGCAGCAGCAGCAGCAGCAGCGACGGCCUGGAGAUCCAGGCAAAAGCCAACAUGGCGUUUGCAGGAACGACAGCAGCGACCGGGUCAUUCAUCGGGGUGGUGGUGGCGACGGGCAUGGCGACAGAGGUGGGGCGCAUCCAGGCGCAGAUCACAGCGGCUGCAGCGGAGGAGGCGGCGUACGACACGCCGCUGUCGCGCCGCCUGGAUGAGUUUUCAACCGCGCUCACCCAGGCCGUGGGCGCCAUGUGCGUGGUGUUGUGGGCGGUGAAUUUCGACCGGUUUGUGGCGUGGGACGCCGUGGGGCGGACUCUCGUGUUCAACGCUCAGCAGGCCACGUUCUACUUCAAGGAAGCAGUGGCGUUAGCAGUAGCAGCGAUCCCCGAGGGGCUGCCAGCAGUGAUCACCACAUGCCUGGCGCUGGGCACACGGCGCAUGGCAGACGCGCACGCUAUAGUCCGACGCUUGCCGUCCGUUGAGACGCUCGGGUGCACCACCGUGAUCUGCUCCGAUAAGACCGGCACGCUCACGACCAAUCAGAUGGCCGUUGCCAGCCUGGCGGUGCCACGUGGCGCUGACGGGGACGUGCGGUGGUAUGAUGUGUCGGGGACCACGUAUGACCCGGGCGAUGGGGAGGUGGUGGGGUGGAGAGGGGGAGGGGGAGGGGAAAGAGAGGGAGGAGGAGGAAGAAGAGAAGGAGGCGAAUCUAUUCUGAGUGAGGGGGGUAUGAGUGAAGGGAGUGCGAGCGGAGGGGGUGUAAGUGAAGGGGGUUUGAGUGAUGAGGGGGUUGGGAGUGCAGAGGUGGGAGUGUGGAGUGUGGCGGCCAUCAGUGCGCUGUGCAAUGACAGCAGCAUCACGGCCACCAAGGGGCGGUACGCCUGCUCUGGCAUGCCCACUGAGGCCGCUCUCAAGGUGCUGGCAGAGAAGCUGGGUGUACCGAGCGUGGAGCAGCAGGCGCGGAUAGAGGCGGCGCGCAAGGCCAGUGGGGAGGAGGGCGCCCUGUGCGUGGCGAGCACCUACUGGGAGCAGCGGUGGGCGCGCCUGUGCACUCUUGAGUUCGACCGCCUCCGCAAGUCCAUGAGCGUGCUCGUCACUCCCCUGGGGGGCCGAGACGCGGGGGAUUGGGGAGGGGCCAUGCAGCAGGGCGGGGCGGUGGGGGAGCAGGGGGCAAUGGGGGAGCGAGGGUCAGUGAGGGAAGGCACGGAAGUGGGGGAGGACGGGGAAGAAAACGGAGCCAUGAAGUGGCAGGGGGAGGGGGGGUGUGGGGCAAGCAACCGGCUGCUGGUGAAGGGAGCAGCGGAGUGCGUACUCGGCCGCUGCUCCUCCCUGCAACUCCCCUCGGGCACCGUUGUCCCCAUCUCCCCCUCCGCACGUGCCCGCCUGACCCACAGCAUUGCAGCCAUGGCCUCUCAGGGCCUGCGCGUGCUGGCCUUCGCCUUCCGCGACAACCUCCCCCCUGCCCUUGCAGGCUUGGAGGCGCCUCAAAAGUCGCUCGCCUUUCGUGAUCACCUCCCCCCUGCCCUUGCAGGCUUGGGUUUGAAGGGGCAGGAUGGGGGCGAGGGAAGCAAGGGAGCGGGUGAAGCGAGCAGGGAAGGGGCUGGUGGGGAUGGAAGGGAGGUGCAGGGGAGUGGAGAGGGGUGGAGUGAGGAGGUGAGGCGGUGGGUGGAGGAUGGGAGCCGGUACGAGGAGUUAGAGAGCGAGCUCACGUUUGUGGGGCUGGUGGGGAUCCGAGACCCGCCCAGGCCUGAGGUGCCGGGGGCCAUAGCAGCGUGCACGAGUGCCGGCAUGCGCGUGAUUGUAAUCACUGGGGACUCGGGGGCUACCGCUGAUGCUGUUGCGAGGCAGAUCGGGCUGUUUGGGCGCAGCGGUGGUGGUGGUGGGGAGAGAGAAGUAGACACGCACGGUGGCACGCAUGCUGACACGUAUCCUGCCACGCAUUCAUAUGCAGCAGCGGAGUUUGUUCGGCUACCAGAAGAGGAGCAGCUGAGGAUCCUGGCAGGAAGGCCAGAGGGGACACAAAGCACAGGCGGGGAGAGAGGUGGGGAUAGGAGCAGUGUGGGGGCGAGGGGCGGCAAUCUGGUGUUCUGGCGGGCGGAGCCGGCACACAAGCAGGCGAUCGUGAGGGCGCUGCGGGCGCAGGGCGAGGUGGUGGCCAUGACGGGCGACGGCGUGAACGAUGCUCCCGCGCUCAAGCUGGCUGACAUUGGCAUCGCCAUGGGCGCCACUGGAACUGAGGUGAGGGGUGGCGAGGCAGAGAGGUGGGUGGAGAGGGGUGCAGAUGGCACAGAGGUGGCCAAGGAGGCAGCGGACAUGGUCCUAGCAUGCCACCCCAUUCCACAUCCACAAGUGGCCCAUCUCACUCCCCACCCCAUUCCACAUCCACAAGUGGCCCAUCUCACUCCCCACCCCAUUCCACAUCCACAAGUGGCCCAUCUCACUCCCCACCCCAUUCCACAUCCACAAGUGGCCCAUCUCACUCCCCACCCCAUUCCACAUCCACAAGUGGCCCAUCUCACUCCCCACCCCAUUCCACAUCCACAAGUGGCCCAUCUCACUCCCCACCCCAUUCCACAUCCACAAGUGGCCCAUCUCACUCCCCACCCCAUUCCACAUCCACAAGUGGCCCAUCUCACUCCCCACCCCAUUCCACAUCCACAAGUGGCCCAUCUCACUCCCCACCCCAUUCCACAUCCACAAGUGGCCCAUCUCACUCCCCACCCCAUUCCACAUCCACAAGUGGCCCAUCUCACUCCCCACCCCAUUCCACAUCCACAAGUGGCCCAUCUCACUCCCCACCCCAUUCCACAUCCACAAGUGGCCCAUCUCACUCCCCACCCCAUUCCACAUCCACAAGUGGCCCAUCUCACUCCCCACCCCAUUCCACAUCCACAAGUGGCCCAUCUCACUCCCCACCCCAUUCCACAUCCACAAGUGGCCCAUCUCACUCCCCACCCCAUUCCACAUCCACAAGUGGCCCAUCUCACUCCCCACCCCAUUCCACAUCCACAAGUGGCCCAUCUCACUCCCCACCCCAUUCCACAUCCACAAGUGGCCCAUCUCACUCCCCACCCCAUUCCCGCCCGCAUGCCACCCAUCCCACAUCCACAGGUGGCCAAGGAGGCCGCAGACAUGGUCCUAGCAGACGACAACUUCGCCACCAUAGUCGAAGCAGUGAGGGAGGGGCGCGCCAUAUUCGACAACAUGCGCGCGUUCAUCCGCUACCUCAUCUCCUCCAACAUCGGCGAGGUCGUCGCCAUCUUCGCCGCGUCCCUGCUCGGCCUGCCCUCCUCCUCCUUCCUCCUCCCCGUGCAGCUCCUCUGGGUCAACCUUGUCGGGGAUGGGGCGCCGGCGGUGGCGUUAGGGUUUACGCCGCCCGAGGCUGAUGUGAUGGCACGGCCGCCGAGGGAGAGGGACCAGGGGCUGGUUUCCCCGUGGGUGCUGGUGCGGUUUGGGGUGCUCGGGGCGUAUAUCGGUGCUGCGACCGUUGGGGUGUUUUCUGUGUGGUUUUUGAAUGGGGAGGUGAUGGGAGGGGGUGGUGGAGGGGUGGAGAUGGGGUUGGGGGCGGUGGAGGAGAGUGUGGUGGGGACGGGGAUGGGGGGCGGAAAUGGAGGGUGGUUUGCACCGUUUGGGUUGGACAAGGAUGGGCAUUCGGCUGUGACGUGGGAGCAGCUGUCUCACUCCCGAACCUGCUCUGUCUGGUCCGUGCCUGCUGCUACUCUGACCGCCCCUCCUCUUGUAGACCCACCAGCAACCGCAGCAGCAGCAGUAGGAGCAGGAGUAGGCUCACCCGCACCUGCCCCGGCACCAGAAUCUCCCUUCAACCCGCAUCUCUCCUACACAGUAGCAGGAGGCGGCGUCGUCUCCUUCCCAACCCCAUGCGACUACUUCACGAGCGGCACGGCCAAGCCAUCGACCCUCGCACUCACCACGCUCGUCACCAUCGAGAUGCUGCUCGCCCUCAGCUCCGUCUCCGAGUACCGCAGUUUACUGCAAUCUCCACCGUGGAUAAACAAGUGGCUAAUUCUGGCCGUUGGUGCGUCCAUGGGGCUCCACGUGGCGCUGCUGUACUCGCCGCUGGCGGGCGUGUUUGAGGUGGUGCCGCUGACGUGGCAGGAGUGGGCGCUGGUGGUGGUGUUCUCGCUGCCCGUGCUGCUCGUGGACGAGGGCCUCAAGCUGGUGGGCAGACAAAUCUUUGCACGGCAGAGGGGAGGGGUCAGAUAG